UUUUAGGCAGAGAUUUUCUGGACUAGCUUCGUACCGACCUCUCUCAAACUCUCGCCAUGGCUUCUCUUGACGAACUCUGGGGUAAACUCAGUGGGUCUGCUGACUGCAAAUCCCUUCUGAAAAAACAUCUAACCAAGGAACGCUAUGAGGCGCUCAAGGAUAAAAAGACGUCAUUUGGAGGUACCCUUGCAGAGUGCAUCCGAUCAGGCUGCCUUAACCUCGACAGCGGUGUCGGAAUCUACGCCUGCGACCCCGAGGGCUACACCGUCUUCGCCGAAGUCCUCGAUGCGGUCAUCAAGGACUACCACAAGGUCGAGAAGCUUGACCACCCGGAGCCAGACAUGGGUGACCUUGACAAGCUGAACUUCGGCGACCUUGACCCAUCCGGCGAAUACAUCGUGUCCACCCGCGUCCGUGUCGGCAGGAGCCACGACAAGUAUGGCUUCCCACCUGUCCUUACCAAACAGGAGCGCCUGAAGAUGGAGGAAGACACCAAGGCCGCCUUCGAGAAGUUCACUGGCGAACUGGCUGGCAAGUACUUCCCUCUGGAGGGCAUGUCCAAGGAGGACCAGAAACAGAUGACAGAGGACCACUUUCUCUUCAAGGAUGACGACAGAUUCUUGAGGGACGCCGGUGGCUACAACGACUGGUGCUCAGGCAGAGGCAUCUUCUUCAACAGCGCCAAGAAUUUCCUUGUGUGGGUGAACGAAGAGGACCAUCUCCGUCUCAUCUCCAUGCAGAAGGGCGGCGACUUGGCCGCAGUGUACAAGAGGCUCGUGGUGGCCAUCAAGACAAUGACCUCCAGUGGUCUGUCCUUCGCCAAACGUGAAGGUCUGGGCUACCUGACAUUCUGCCCUAGCAACUUGGGCACAGCUCUCCGUGCCUCUGUGCACAUGAAGAUCCCCAAUCUGGCCGCUCAGCCUGACUUCAAGGAAUUCUGUGAUGGAUUUCACAUCCAAGCUAGAGGUAUCCAUGGCGAGCAUACCGAGAGUGUCGGAGGAGUGUACGAUCUGUCCAACAAGCGUCGUCUUGGCCUUACUGAGUACCAGGCCGUGGAGGAGAUGCGUAAGGGAGUGGAGGCGUGUCUUGCCAAAGAGAAGGAACUUGCCGCCAAGAAGUAUGACAAACUCAAGGAUCUAAAGACGGAUCUCGGAGGAACUCUGGCAGACUGUAUUCGAUCAGGCUGCCUUAACCCCGACAGCGUGGUCGGUAUCUACGUCUGCGACCCCGAGGGCUACACCGUCUUCGCCGAGGUCCUCGAUGCGGUCAUCAAGGACUACCACAAGGUCGAGAAGCUUGACCACCCGGAGCCAGACGUGGGUGACCUUGACGAGCUGGACUUCGGCGACCUUGACCCAUCCGGCGACUACAUCGUCUCCACCCGCGUCCGAGUCUGCAGGAGCCACGACUUCUUUGGAUUCCCACCCGUCCUUACCAAACCGAUACACGCGGUAUAUUCAGAUUACAAGGCAAAAGUCGAGAUGGCAUCUGGAAAUACCCCAGCCGGCAACGCUGACUUACAAGCAUUGUGGGAAAGGCUUUCGAAAGCGUCCCCGGAUACCUGCAAGUCCCUGUUGAAAAAACAUUUAACCCAAGAAAGGUAUGACAAACUCAAGGAUCUAAAGACGGAUCUCGGAGGAACUCUGGCAGACUGUAUUCGAUCAGGAUGCAAGAACCUGGAGAGCGGUGUCGGUAUCUACGCCUGCGACCCCAAAGCUUACACCGUCUUCGGCGAGGUCUUCGAAGCUGUCAUCAAAGACUACCACAAGGUUGAUGGGCUUAUCCACCCAGAGCCAAACAUGGGUAGCAAGGAGCAGCUGGAGUUCGCUGACCUUGACCCAUCUGGCGACUACAUCGUCUCCACCCGCGUCCGUGUCGGCAGGAGCCACGACAAGUAUGGCUUCCCACCCGUCCUUACCAAACAAGAUCGUCUGAAGAUGGAGGAAGACACCAAGGCCGCCUUCGAGAAGUUCUCUGGUGAGCUGGCUGGCAAGUACUACCCUCUCGAGGGCAUGAAGAAAGAGGACCAGACACAGUUGGUUGCGGACCAUUUCCUCUUCAAGGACGAUGACAGGUUUUUGAGAGAUGCCAGCGGCUACGACGACUGGCCUUCUGGAAGAGGCAUCUUCCACAACAACGACAAGACCUUCCUUGUGUGGGUGAACGAGGAGGACCAUCUCCGUCUCAUAUCCAUGCAGAAGGGCGGCGACUUGGGAGCCGUCUACAGAAGGCUGGUGGCGGCUAUCAGGACAAUGGAGGGAAGUGGUCUGUCAUUUGCCAAAAAGAAAGGCCUGGGCAACUUGACCUUCUGCCCCUCCAACUUGGGCACAGCUCUCCGUGCCUCCGUGCACAUGAAGAUCCCCAAUCUGGCCGCUCAGCCUGACUUCAAGGAAUUCUGUGAGAAACUCCACAUCCAACCAAGAGGCAUCCACGGCGAGCACACGGAGAGCGUGGGCGGCGUCUACGACCUCUCCAACAAACGUCGUCUUGGUCUGACGGAGUUCGAGGCUGUCGAUGAGAUGCGGAAAGGCGUUGUGGCAUGCCUGGAGAAAGAGAAAGAACUAGCAGCGGCCAAGAAGUAGACCUACCCAACUGACAUUCCAAUAUGAAUCGCCAACUUGUAUAUAAAUAUAUCACUGAGUGCGUGUGAAGCUUGUAUCUCGAAAUAGUCUUACAGAAAGUCGAAUCCUGAAUAUUCGGAAGAAUUUCCCAAAUAGGGAUACCACUUCCGGCAUCACAACGGCAUUACACGGGAUGUGGAAGAGCACGAUGUUCCGUUGACAUCAACACCGAUGGUGAUUUGGCCUUUGUACAGUUGGAGAACCUUGGUCAGUGCUUGUUAAUGGAUCACAUUUAACUUGACUCCGGAUGAUAUCUCAGAGCUGUAAUACUUCAAUACAUCCAGACCGUCUUCGGUGUCUUUACCAAGUGCUAAAUGUUCAGGUUUCCAGACCAGUUGGUUGACCAGUCUUGUCCACUCUUCUUCCAUGGGACCAAAUUCUGAGAGCGUUUUUCCAUUCCAAUGUGAUUAUCAACAAGGAUUGUAUUCAUGCCGAGUAUAAAUUAACAAUAAAACAUUGUUAUGUA
Messenger RNA from Haliotis rubra (blacklip abalone), 3087 nucleotides. Its product is annotated as taurocyamine kinase-like. Gene Ontology annotation, biological process: phosphocreatine biosynthetic process. Bases 57 to 2582 code for a protein of 841 amino acids. Gene Ontology annotation, molecular function: creatine kinase activity. The transcript has 15 exons. The record is from RefSeq and is a predicted model, not a curated record. Lineage: Eukaryota; Metazoa; Mollusca; Gastropoda; Lepetellida; Haliotidae.